AUGGCGUUUAGAGGGAAGGAAAUGAUGAAGAAGCUGGUGAAGAAAGUGGGAGCGGAGAAUCUGACGCCGGAGCUUAAAGAGAAGCUCAAGGCUUGUGUUCCCGAUAGCAAAGUCGUGAUGGGCAGAGCCAAACGCGGUCUCUACGCCGGCCGCCAUAUCCAGUUCGGAAACCGCAUCAGCGAAGACGGUGGCAACAAGUCAAGAAGAUGUUGGAAACCGAACGUUCAGGAGAAGCGAUUGUUCAGCUACAUAUUCGACCGUCACAUCAAAGUGAAAGUGACAAUGCACGCUCUCCGCUGCAUCGACAAAGCAGGAGGAAUCGACGAGUACCUUCUGAAAACGCCGUACCAAAAGAUGGACACAGAGAUGGGUCUCUUCUGGAAAACCAAAGUGGAGCAAAGGUAUGCAGAGCUAGGUCAAAUGGAAGUAGCCUUCUUCACUCCAGAGGAUGAAGCCAAGUUCGAACAAGGAUUCAAAGACUUGAAUAUAGCUAAGAAAGAUGCUCGUAGGGUGGCUCGUAAGGAAGCUAGAAGACAGAUGUUUGGAGGCGGAGAAGAGAAGGGUGAGGAAGAAGCUUCUCUUGAAGCUGGAGGGUCAGAGUCACACAAAGAUGAUGAUCAUGAUUGGAUUAAAGAAGCUUCUCUUGCUAGUGCUUAG
This is a messenger RNA of Microthlaspi erraticum, 657 nucleotides long. NCBI's taxonomy places the organism in Eukaryota, Viridiplantae, Streptophyta, Magnoliopsida, Brassicales, Brassicaceae. The record is from the annotation of a GenBank genome assembly.